This is a messenger RNA of Chanos chanos (milkfish), 1284 nucleotides long. RefSeq lists its product as uncharacterized. The annotation marks the transcript as partial. Lineage: Eukaryota; Metazoa; Chordata; Actinopteri; Gonorynchiformes; Chanidae. The transcript is spliced from 6 exons. The record is from RefSeq and is a predicted model, not a curated record.
UCAUCCCUUGCUGGGCUGGGCUUCGCGGGUUCUGCACUCGCAUGGUUCAAGUCCUAUCUGUCUGACCGCUCCUACCAGGUUCAACCUCGCAUCGCAGCCUGCCUAGCUGACAUUGCCUCCUGGAUGUCUGCUAACCAUCUCAAACUUAACCCGGAGAAAACAGAGCUCCUGUUUUUUCCUGCUAAGAACUCCCCAGCGAUCGACAAUACAAUCACCAUCGAGGGAUCUGCGGUGUUUCCCACCUCAGCAGCCAAAAACCUUGGCGUCACCCUCGACAACCAGCUGACAUACUCCGGGCACAUCGCAGCAGUCACACGAUCCUGCAGAUUCGCCCUAUACAACAUCAGGAGAAUCCGCCCUUUCCUCACGCAACAGGCAACCCAGCUCCUAGUCCAAGCGCUUGUCAUCUCCCGCCUGGACUACUGCAACGUUCUACUGGCUGGCUUGCCGGCCUGCGCCAUCAGGCCGCUCCAGCUCGUGCAGAACGCCGCUGCACGCCUGGUAUUCAACCUCCCUAAGCACUCUCAUGUCACUCCGCUGCUUACUGCACUCCACUGGCUUCCGGUAGCAGCCCGCAUCCAGUUCAAGACACUGGUGCUGGCCUACCAGGCCACAAGAGGCUCUGCCCCAUCAUACCUUCAGUCUCUUAUAACGCCUUACACCCCAACUAGGACCCUCCGCUCCACGUCCUCCGGACAACUGACGGUCCCCUCACUCCGGGAACCCGGCAGCCGCUCCUCCCGACCACGCCUCUUCUCUGCCAUUGCCCCGAGGUGGUGGAACGACCUCCCCCAUGCAGUCAAGACUGCGGAGUCUCUUACCAUCUUCCGCAGGAAACUGAAAACCCACCUCUUUAGAACACCCUACACCAGUGUCCACCCUUCGCCCUACCCAUCAGACCAUGACUUCCAGUUCACUCCCCAGUCCCACACAUAUUUACAACCUCCCCAGCACCUGGAGUCUGUUGGAUUUUUGUCUCCUACACUCAAUUCCUUCCAGGCGUUAUAUCCUGAAGUAGAUGUUGCCUUGCAGAAAUUAAUUACCAGAGAGGUGAAGGACCUCCGUGAGGAGUUUAGAGCUUUCCGCCAGUCCUGCAGCCCAGAACCUCAGGAUGUUGAGGUUUUACCUGUGGGUUUGCCUCUGCACAAUAUGGAGGAGCUGGACUGUGCAGAGGCAACACUGCAGUCACAGGAAGCCAAGAAAACGAUGAGAUAUGCAGAGAAAAAAAUGCCUGUGUUUCCCAUAAAGACAUUUAUAAUUCUAAAGGUAGCUUUCAAAAAGUAA